AUGGCCCCCGAGAAGAAGCCGCCGCGGCAGGAUGAGGCCAAGUACUCGAGUAUCGGUGGGGAGGACCACGACGACAGGUCGAGCACAGAAGUUGAGUCCUUGAUGGAGCCAGAGAAGCAGUGGGAGCUCGAAGAGGCAAGCCGGAAUCCCAAGCGCAAAUCAAGGGUGGCCAGGGUGUGUGCCGUAUUCAACACAUGGCGAUGGCUCAUAGACACAACAUUACUGGUCACCAUUCUCGUGGUCGUGCUUCGCAUCCAGCGGUCUGCAGCGCCAGAAGAGGUGUAUGAGCUCGGCGGCGACAUCACAGGUUUCACUCCGAAAUUCUCACAAAAAAUCGUCAAGUUCGAGAUGGACUACGACUACGCGCCCAACAACAUUUCGGAAUUCUUCACCAACCCAGAGGUGCUGGACCGGUGGAACAAGCUGAUGCCCAAGGGCAUCGGCUUCCAGGAGGUGCAGGACCCGUCCAAGUACCACGACCUGCCGACGCCGGUCGUCUGGGACGAGGGCCACACCGUCUUCACCACCUCGUGGACGCACCAGCUGCACUGCCUGUGGGCCAUCAUCCAGACCUACGCCGGCCUCAAGUCCAACUUCACGCUGCCGCCGGACCACCACUGGCACAUGAUCCACUGCUUCAGCUACAUGCGCCAGGCCAUCAUCUGCAGCGCCGACACCGCGCUCGAGGGCAAGGAGACCACCUUCCCCGACGGGAACGGCGGCUCGGACGGCUGGGAUGCGCACCACGUGUGCAGAGACAUCGACCAAGUACGGAAACACAUGGAGAGUGUGAGGGCCUACGAUGCUCAGCAGAUCUACUGA
Thermothielavioides terrestris NRRL 8126 is the source of this 822-nucleotide messenger RNA. RefSeq lists its product as uncharacterized. The record is from RefSeq and is a predicted model, not a curated record. The coding region runs from base 1 to 822 and encodes 273 amino acids. Gene Ontology annotation, biological process: mycotoxin biosynthetic process. The transcript has 3 exons. NCBI's taxonomy places the organism in Eukaryota, Fungi, Ascomycota, Sordariomycetes, Sordariales, Chaetomiaceae.